AAAGGAAAGAAAUGAACCGGGCAAAAUUUACCUGCCUGCGAUCGAUGGGGGACUUCAGAUCUCUACCACUCCCGUCGGGCUGCGCUCCAAGCAAGGAGGAGGAGGAGGAGAAGUGCGUCCCCGAGCGGACGAUCGGUAGAUGAUUCCUUCAAACGCUAUCCCUAAUGAUUAGUUCCCAAAGAAUGCAACCCAAGCGGAGGCCGCUCCUUCCCCUCCUCUUCUUCCUCUCCUUCUCUGCCCUCCUCCUCUUCUUCUACCACUCCUCAUCCUCCUCCCUUCUCCUUUCAUCAAGCCCCAACCCUAAUCCUCGCUUCACGUUCAUCAUCAAGCUCCUCACAUUCGACCGCAUCGACUCGCUCCGCCGAUGUCUCCGAUCGCUCGCCGCCGCCGACUACACCGGUGACCGCGUCCACCUCCACGUCCUCGUAGACCACUUCCGCCCGCUCAAUGGCUCCUCCGGCGCCACCCUCGACCGCAAGCUGGAGGAGUCGCGCCGGAUCCUGUAUCUCGUCGACCGCCUUCACUGGCCCCACGGGGACAAGAUCGUGCACUACCGGACGGCCAAUGCCGGGCUACAGGCCCAGUGGCUGGAGGCAUGGUGGCCGAGCUCCGAUGACGAGUUCGCCUUCGUGGUGGAGGACGACCUCGAGCUGUCCCCGCUGUACUACAAGUUCCUGAAAGGGCUGAUCUUGAAGUACUACUACGACCCGGCGAACUACGAUCCGUCCAUCUAUGGGGCGUCUCUGCAGCGGCCGAGGUUCGUUGCUGGUAAAAAUGGAAACAAGCUGCAAGUGGGCAGUGAAACACGAAUUUUCUUAUACCAGAUGGUUGGCACAUGGGGUCAGCUUCUUUUUCCAAAACCAUGGAAGGAAUUCCGCCUGUGGUAUGAUGAGCACAAAUCCAAAGAAAUCAAACCAAUUCUUCAAGGCAUGGUGACAACAGGAUGGUACAAAAGGUUUGGCGAGAGAAUUUGGACUCCUUGGUUCAUCAAAUUCAUCCAUUCCCGAGGGUACUACAAUAUCUAUACAAACUUUGAGCAAGAAAGAGCACUCAGCAUCUCUCACAGGGAUGCAGGUGUAAAUUAUGGGAAGACGGUUGGUCCUGAUUCAAGUUUGUUGGUAGAUGAAUCUCUUAGUUUCAAUCUCUGGGAAGUGCCGCCACUGAGGAACUUAAAAUGGUAUGAUUUCUGUUUCACAGAAACACUGCCAGGCAGAAUUGUGAGCGACUUUAGUGGACUCAGGUCCUUACUAUACUCCUUGAAGCAGCAGAAAACAAUAAUCGUAAUAAGCUUGUACCAGACAACAGAGAGGAUUGCUAAAAACUUGAUUUGCAAUCUUGAAAAAGCUGGUUCACUGAACUUCAUUCUCCUUGGUGGCAAUCCAGAGUUCUUGAUCGACCUUGCCAGAAGAGGAUAUCCUGUAAUCGAUGCAGAUCAGUUGAUUUCUAGCAUUAGGCACGACAAGUCAGUAUAUCUUGAACGUGAAACAGACAUCAUAAGGGAGAUAUGGGUUAAAGCCACUAUAGUUCAGAAGUGCCUGGAAUUAGGAUAUAACUUGUGGUUGAUAGACGGUAACAUGAUUCCAGGUAGUGGCUCAUUAUCCGAGUUGCCGCAUCCCUCCUAUGACUUUGUUGUUGUAAAAGAUGUGGGGCUGUUGUUUGUGAAGAGCUCUCCACCUUCCUUGAAGAUGUGGAAUGAUGAUUACAUUCACAAGGUGGUGGCAGAGUGCCAGUCCCUGACAGGAAGCAACUCCCACCUGAUGGAACACAAGAAUUUUGUGUAUCUUGCUAGGAAAGCUUUAGAUGAUAAUGCUGAUGUGAGAGUUGAUGACUCAGCCGUUGGUGUGAAAUUAGGUGCUAUCACCAUGAACCGUACCGAGAGCAAACUGAACAUGGUCUUCUGGUCUCAAGAGAUGGCAUCAGCUUUGGUACAGAAGGAGCUUGAAAGGCUGGGGAUGUGGUCGAUCGAUGUGGAUUCUUCAUGUGUUUCUGUUGUUUGCCACAAGACACAUAGAAGCCAGUUUUGAGUACCACAAUCAAUUUUCUGGUUCUUAUGCUGUACUAAAGAGUCUGCAAUGUCACCUAAACAACAUCUUAAAUGCAGGAGGAAGGCCAUUUUUACA
Molecule: messenger RNA, 2120 nt
Organism: Musa acuminata subsp. malaccensis (wild Malaysian banana)
Lineage: Eukaryota; Viridiplantae; Streptophyta; Magnoliopsida; Zingiberales; Musaceae
Source: RefSeq, a predicted model, not a curated record